This is a messenger RNA of Penicillium cosmopolitanum, 1509 nucleotides long. RefSeq names its product esterase-like/phytase family protein. The record is from RefSeq and is a predicted model, not a curated record. The transcript is spliced from 3 exons. The coding region runs from base 1 to 1509 and encodes 502 amino acids. Lineage: Eukaryota; Fungi; Ascomycota; Eurotiomycetes; Eurotiales; Aspergillaceae.
AUGAAGCUGACUCUGGCGGUUCCAUUUCUCGCAGCCGGUGCAACGGCCGCUGUCGUCAAUCAGACCACCUGUGGUGAUACCACUUACCAGUAUACCGGACUGGCUGGUUAUGGCUUCAUUCCUUCAAACGCCACCGAUAAAUAUGGCGACACAAUUGGAGGCAUCGGAAGCUCCAUCGCCAUCGACCAGUCAUCCUGGCGCAAACUAGGUAAAGAAGGAUACGCAGGGACUCUCUAUGCCGUCCCGGAUCGAGGCUGGAACACCAACGGCACAUUGAAUUUCCAAAACCGCAUCCAGAAAUUCAGCAUCUCCCUCAAACUAGCCCCCAACGCCUCCGCAUCCAACCCAUCAACCCCCAACAUCCGCCUCAAGUACGAGGAUACAAUCCUCCUCACAGGCCCAGAUGGCGAACCAACCACAGGCUUAGAUGCCGAUGUCACUGGCCACGCCUCAUACCCAGGCUUCCCCCCUCUACCCGUCGCAACAUACAAGGGUAAUGGCUACGGCGGCCCUGGCAAGGGUGGCCGGCGCCUCUCCGUCGACUCAGAGGGCCUGGUCCUCGAUCCGAACGGCGGAUUCUGGAUCUCGGACGAGUAUGGACCGUACGUGUACAAGUUCAGCGCAUCUGGACGCAUGGAGCACGCGAUCCAACCACCAGACGCAUUCCUGCCUCGCCGCAACGGCUCUAUCAGCUUCAAUUCCAACACCCCGCCACUCUAUAACCCCAAUGAGAUCCCCGUGCCGGAAGAUACCCAGUCCGGCCGUGCUAAUAACCAGGGAUUCGAGGGUUUGACUAUUUCCGCCGACGGAAAGACCCUCUACACGCUUAUCCAAAGCGCGCUGGAUCAGGAGGGUGGUCCGGGUAAAUCAUCUCGCGCAUCUGCCCGCUUGAUCGCGUAUGAUAUCUCGACCUCCAAGAAGCCUGAGUAUAUUCAUGAAUGGGUCGUUAUCUUACCCAACUAUGACGAUCCGGCGAAAUCCAAGUCUGUUGUUGCGGCGCAGUCGGAGAUCCAUCAAUUGCCCAGCGGCGAUUUCCUAGUCCUGGCGCGCGAUUCGGGACACGGGCGUGGCCAGGACGAUUCGCAGUCUUUGUAUAGACACGCAGAUGUUUUCUCUGUUAAGGGUGAUGCGACGGAUGUGAAGGGGAAGAAGAACUAUGACUCUGCGAAGGGGGCAAUUGCUUCUUCUAAGGGGAUUAUUGACUCUGAUAUCACUCCUGCACAGUAUUGUUCCUUCCUGGACUAUAAUGUUGAGAGUGAACUUGCUAAGUUUGGGCUGCAUAAUGGGGGCUCGCAGAAUCGGUUCUUGCUCAAUGAGAAAUGGGAGAGCUUGGCGGUUGUUCCUGCUAACCCCAAUGCAGAGGGAGGAGAUGAGUAUAUUCUCAUUAGUGUUAGUGAUAAUGAUUUUAUAACUCAAGAUGGACAUAUGAACUUUGGAAAGUUCCGUUAUAGCGAUGAUUCUGGCUUCAAUUUGGAUACCCAGGUUCUCGCCUUUCACUUGAAGAUUUAA